This is a messenger RNA of Amyelois transitella, 1824 nucleotides long. RefSeq names its product WW domain-containing oxidoreductase (gene Wwox). The coding region runs from base 146 to 1405 and encodes 419 amino acids. The record is from RefSeq and is a predicted model, not a curated record. Gene Ontology annotation, molecular function: protein binding. The transcript has 7 exons. NCBI's taxonomy places the organism in Eukaryota, Metazoa, Arthropoda, Insecta, Lepidoptera, Pyralidae.
CAGUCAGUGUCACUACAUGCUAUUAAUUGUUUAUCAAUUUAUGAAAUUUUCAGAAAUAAACAAGAUUUAUAAGAAGAAUUAAUCAAAAAAAGUGCUAAGUUAAUGUACAAAGAUAUAUUCUGCACUUUUUACUUCUAUACCUCAAAUGCAUAAUAUUAUAGAUUCAGAUAGUGAAGAUGAACUUCCUCCAGGAUGGGAAGAAAAGUCCACCGAAGACGGAAAUGUCUAUUUUGUUAAUACAUGUACCAGUAAGAUUCAGUGGACUCAUCCAAGAACAGGCCACAAGAAGAUAAUCCCCAAAGAUUUACCAUUUGGAUGGACAAAAAUGAUUGAUGAGGAGGGAAAAACAAUAUUUGUUCAGAAAGAAACAGGAGAUAAGACUUUUAUUGAUCCUAGACUAGCCUUCUCUAAGGAAGAGAAGAAACAUGUUCAUGAUUUUCGCCAGAAGUAUGAUGCUUCUUCAACAGCGUUUCAGAUCCUCCAUGGAGUGGAUUUAUCUGGAAAAUAUGCACUUGUGACUGGUUCCAACCAAGGCAUUGGGUAUGAGACUGCAAAGUCUCUUGCAAGGCAUGGUUGCAAUGUGUUAUUUGCUAACAGGAACAUGGAGGCUACUCAGAAGGCGAUAGAAGAUAUUGUCAAGGAAACAAAAGCCUCUGAAGACAACUUGAAGGCUAUACAUUUAGAUCUUGCAUCACUGCAGAGUGUAAAACGUUGUGCUCUUCAAGUUAAAACUGUAUUUUCUGAUCAUCUGGACAUGCUAAUUUUAAACGCGGGAGUGUUUGGAUUGCCGUAUACUGAGACAGAAGAUGGCUUAGAGAUGUUAUUUCAAGUGAACCAUCUGGGGCAUAUGUAUCUGGCCUUGUUGUUGGAGCCCUUAUUGAGGAAAGGAAGCAGAGUCGUGUUUGUGUCGUCAGAAUCACAUAGGUUUGCAAGUUUGAAAAAUAUGUUCAAUCAGCAAAGCAUUAGCAUGAGCAAGGAUCAGUAUGGUGCGAUGAUGGCAUACAACAACUCUAAGCUAUUCAAUGUAACAACAGCCAAGGUACUAAGCGAAGAAUGGAGAAACAAGGGUAUAUGUGUGAACUCCCUCCACCCUGGCAACCUGGUGCACACAAACCUAUGCAAAUCGUGGUUCCUCAUCAGACUUCUGUCGUAUUUUGUCAGGCCUUUCACUAAAUCUUUGCAACAAGCGGCCGCGACUACUGUUUACGUAGCGACUUGUGACGACUUAGACGGCGUCACCGGGUUAUAUUUCAACAACUGUUUCUACUGCGAAGAAUCUGCCUUGGCCAAAGACCAGGACAUAGCCAACGAAGUUUUCUCCAUGUCACUCAAGCUGAUCAAGGAGAGAAUGGGCCCAGAAGGCAUUGAGAAGUAUUUUGAGAAAUAUUCAAAGAAAGAGUCAUGACGAAACAACGAUGUAUUGCCGAUAGUUCACCAAAGAAUUUGGGUAAAAUGAUAUUUGAGUGGAGCGGUUUCACAGCAUUUUUUUAAAUUAAAAAAAUAUUUUAUAUAUAGCAUAGGUAUAAGAAGACAUGCAAAAUUUGCUAUAUAUUCAAAAUAUAUUGUGUUUAAACAGUAUGUGCAAGAAAAUCGGAGACAAAGGUAUGGAAGGAAUAAAUAAUUGUCUCAUAUAUUUUAAUUUGAUAAUUUGUUUCAAUUCAUGUUUUAACUAUAACUAAUAUUAUCUUUUAUAUAUCAGAAUAGACAAGAUAUCAAUUACGGUCGUCAGCAAAAAUGUAAAUAAUAAAUUGGAACUACCUUCCGUUUUACCAAGUUUGUUUUCUAAUCAUUCCAGUGUUAAAAGUAUUAUUUUAUGAAAAUCCA